UAUGAUAAAGAAAUAGUAGAUGCACUGUUAGAGAUUCAAAACUAUCAAUAUCAACUAAAAAAAAUACUAGAUAAUGAUAUGCAUGAUUUAAGAUCUGCCAGUAAACCCAAUAAUCCGGUGUUUGAUAACUUCUAUGAAGAGUCUAUUCGCUACAAGAGAUUAUUUUUCUGUUACUUCGUGAUCUCAAUCACGGGUUUUAUCAUGUUUUAUCUUCAUAUCACAAAAGAACAUUACAAAGAACUUGCUAUGAUACAAGGC
This is a messenger RNA of Racocetra persica, 258 nucleotides long. The record is from the annotation of a GenBank genome assembly. Lineage: Eukaryota; Fungi; Glomeromycota; Glomeromycetes; Diversisporales; Gigasporaceae.